UCCGUCUUUACUUUGUAGUAAACCAGAUCACAGACUCCUUCCCUUCACUGCUCCAACCCCGCAAUCAUGAAGACUACCAACAGGCCCGAUGAGUGGAAGAUUGAGCAAGGCCUUGCUGGGGCUGAACUCCCCGUUCUUGAUAUGACGGGGCCCCAGACAAAGGUGCUCCCCCCUCAAACCUUUGGUGAUCUUACGAAGGACGAGGAAGCUAUCAAAAGUGUCGGUGAUUGCAACAAGCUCUUCGCGGAGGAGCGUGAAGGGUGGACUGGCUUCGUCGAAUGGGAGAAUUACCCAGACAAGAAGGCUGCAGCCCACAAGAUCUUGACGUCACAAACUUUCCCUCCUAAUCCGGAGUUUCAGCUUGGCCCUAUUCCCGCCAGCAACCCUGUUCUGCCUGGCACCCAUUGGAAGAUGUGGCACAAGGCAGUGGGUGGCGCCCUGUCCCGGAUACCAGAUGAUUCUUGGGAUAUUGUACUGAAGGAGAAGCACGCCGAUAUGCUCCAUUUGCUGCAAUUUCCCUACAACGGAGAGCCUCCCAAGCGCCUGGUGACUGACCAUGAGAUUACCCCCAACCCUUUGCACUUCGUUCGAAACCAUGGCGGUAUUCCUAUCAUCGAUAAGGAACAUUACAGCUUCCUACUGGAUGGUUUGGUCAAGGAAUCACGGUCAUUCACCUUGGACGACCUCAUGGACGAGUCCAAAUUUCCGCGCAUGGAAAAGACCAUCACAAUGCAGUGUUCCGGGACCCGCCGCAUUGAGCAGAUUCUGAAGUAUCCUGGCCAGGGUGACGAGGUUCCACAGGCCCCUUGGGCUGAGGGUGCCAUUGGCACCGCCAAGUACGUCGGUGUUAGUCUUAAGAAGGUGAUCAAAGCCUGCGGUGGCUUGACCGAAGGCGCCAAACACCUGGAGUUCUACGGCGCCGAUACCUACUUCAAGGACGACAAGACCAUGAAUUACCUCGUCAGUGUUCCCUGGUCCAAGGUCAAAGCUAACGAAGUCAUGCUUGCUUGGGAAAUGAAUGGUGAAGUCCUGCCCAGAAUCCAUGGAUACCCUCUCCGCAUCGUCGUCUUCGGUUAUAUCGGAGCUCGAAGCGUCAAAUGGCUUUAUCGCAUCAAGGCCAUUGAGCAGCCUACUCGCGCGCCAGUGCAAAGCCAGGAAUACCUGUAUUUCCCGCAGCAGGUCGGCAAGCACAACUUCAAAAUGACCGAUGGAAUCCAGAUCCAGGAGAUGCCCGUCAGCUCCGCCAUAAUGUCACCAUGGACCAAGCAGGUAGUGAUUCACAACGGCAAGAUCCGCUGCAAGGGCUGGGCCUAUUCUGGUGGUGGUCGCUGGCCGGAACGGGUCGAGCUCUCCUCCGACGGCGGUUUCAACUGGUACACAGUGCCGAUCGAGAACCUCUCCAAGAAGCGCAAGUGGACCUGGCGAACCUGGGAGAUGGAACUACCAUGCGAUGUCGAGGGCUGGAUUGAGAUUGUCUGCCGCUGCUGGGACAACUCCCUCAACACUCAACCUCCCGAUGUGCGGACCGCGUGGAACUGGGGGCUACACGUCACCAGCUCUUGCCACAGGAUCUCGGUCUACAGUGUGAACAAUACGCGACCGAAGACCCAGGCUCGCCUUCAAGAAUUUCAAGAAAAGGGCAUUCCUUUCGCCCCGAUCACUGUCCCGCUUGCCUUCCCCUCCCAGACCUGGGACGAUUACGAGAAAUUCUGGGGGACACAUGAUCCACGAGAUGCUGAGGAUGAGUAA
Messenger RNA from Diaporthe batatas, 1749 nucleotides. RefSeq lists its product as uncharacterized. Gene Ontology annotation, molecular function: molybdenum ion binding; oxidoreductase activity. The transcript has 2 exons. The record is from RefSeq and is a predicted model, not a curated record. NCBI's taxonomy places the organism in Eukaryota, Fungi, Ascomycota, Sordariomycetes, Diaporthales, Diaporthaceae. Bases 67 to 1749 code for a protein of 560 amino acids. Gene Ontology annotation, cellular component: mitochondrion.